AUGGUGUCAGGUCUCGCUCCCUCAGCAAAGCCGUUGCCUCACCAUCGCCGCCCUGCAAAACGAGGAUUACUAGAGUUCCGGAGGGAUCGGAGCCACGCUCUUACAUCGAGGGUAAGAAUCACCAUGCUCAGGCAGCAGAAUCCAGGCGGCGAUAGCGAUGGCGAUGGCGCCGGCACGCCUUUGUACCUCGGGAUAGACUUCGGAACUUCCGGAGCAAGAUACGCCCUCAUCGACAAGAAGGAGCCAUCCAUUCAGAAGGGAAACGAGCUUACUGUGCUCCUGCAGGUCGGCGACGCCGCCACGGACUGGGCGAGCUCCUGGCGAGCGGCGCUCUUCCAGCUCCUCGCUGACAUCCCGCCCGUCCACCGCCUGUCCAUCUCCUCCAUCUCCAUAGACGGGACCUCGGCCACCACGCUCAUCGUCGACAGACGCCGCCGCCGCGACACCGGGGAGCUUCUCGCCGGCCCUUUCCUCUACAACGAGAGCUUCCCGGACGCGCUGCCCGCCGUGGAGUCGAUCGCGCCCGCCAACCACACAGUGUGCUCCGGCACCUCCACGCUCUGCAAGCUUGUGUCGUGGUGGACCUCGAGCGGCGGCGGCAGUCGUUCGGCGGCGGUGCUGAUGCACCAGUCCGACUGGCUCCUCUGGCUCUUGCACGGCCAGUUCGGCGUCUCUGACUACAACAGCGCGCUCAAGGUGGGCUACGAUCCGGAGCUCGACGCCUACCCGAGCUGGCUGACGUCGCAGCCGUAUUCCGGCAUGCUGCCUUCCGUCAGAGCACCUGGCACUCCCAUUGCUGCACUCAAAGGUGAUGUGCGCCCACAGUACGGGCUCUCCAAGAAGUGUGUUGUGUGCACCGGAACCACCGACAGCAUUGCGGCGUUUCUUGCAGCCCGCAGCAGUACUGAACCAGGAAGAGCUGUGACGUCGCUGGGGUCAACACUGGCGAUCAAGCUGGGUGAGCGAAGUCCGCGUGGACGACGCGAGGCCAAGGGGUACAACCUGCUCAAGGAGCUCGGCGCGACGGCGGUGGAGGAAGUGUUCACAGCAGGGGGAGGAGCGCAGAACGACAAGUGGACGGCCAUUCGGGAGAGGGUGCUCGGCGUGCCGGAUUCAGGAGUCGGUGAUUCGUCGGUGAUUCGUCAGAAUCCUGAUGAAGAAGAAGACGGCUACAUCGAGCAGGCCGGGCCCAGCAACAGGCCCAGGUUCAGGAGGAGUAACACGACGGUGUUUGGGCCAUAG
Miscanthus lutarioriparius is the source of this 1242-nucleotide messenger RNA. The record is from the annotation of a GenBank genome assembly. NCBI's taxonomy places the organism in Eukaryota, Viridiplantae, Streptophyta, Magnoliopsida, Poales, Poaceae.